AUGGAGUCGCUCUCGGAGACGCCAUGGGAUGUCGUCAUUGCAGGUACGGGGCUGGCUCAAUCUCUUCUAGCUUUAGCCCUCUCACGGUCGGGGAAAAAAGUCCUUCAUGUGGAUCGGAACCCAUACUAUGGUGGAUCAGAGGCAGCAUUCAGUCUGGACGAGGCUUCAGAGUGGAUGGACAGUGUGAAUCAACAUCCUGGAAAAUCUUCUUUUGAAGAUGCCAAGAUUGUCAACUACCCACAUCUUCAAGACCCUCCACGGUCUCCUCCUUCCCAGACCGGCUCCCAGACCAGCGAGCUCCCACAAAGCACACUGGCCAUCCGUCCGAAGCUGGCUGCCAGCCGUGCUUAUACCCUCUCUCUUUCACCCUAUUUCCUCUACACUCGCUCAGAACUAAUUUCUAUCCUGCUCUCCUCGAAAAUAUACCGCCAAUUGGAGUUCAUGGCCGUGGGGAGCUGGUGGAUUUACUCUUCGGACACGGAAAGUGGUGAGCUCGGUGCGACACAGGCUUUCCAUCGUGUACCUGGUAAUCGGGAGGAUAUUUUUGCGGAUACUCAUAUCAGCAUGAAGUCAAAAAGAGUGCUGAUGCGGUUUCUGCGCCAAAUUAGCAAGUCCAAGGACGAGGAAGAUGGGCUUGAGAGAGAUGAUGACCUUCAGGUGCCUUUCGCGGAUUACUUAUCUUCCAAUUUCAGUGUUCCUGAGGACCUUCACUAUCCUCUGCUUUCACUUUCACUCUCCCAGAUGUCUCAUCAGAACACCGCUGCGAGUUAUGCUUUAUCUCGAAUUAAGAGGCAUUUGGCAUCCAUUGGUGCCCUGGGUCCGGGCUUUGGAGGCGUGGUCUCCAAGUACGGCGGAGCAUCUGAGAUUGUCCAAGUUGCUUGCCGCGCUUCCGCUGUAGGAGGGGGGAUUUACGCACUGGAUACAGGCAUACAGUCUCUUCACAAUCCCGAGUCUGUGGCAGAGGCAGAGCACUCGGUAACGGUACAACUUUCAAAUGGUGAGUCUGUUCGGACCAAAUUCGUCGUCGGUUCCUUCUGGGAUCUUCCUCUUCAGACGCAACCGUCGUGUACGAAAGUAGCACGCUCGAUCACCAUUGCCUCAUCGGACUUCGCGUCUCUUUUCCCCGUGACAGUGGAAGGGGCUCCUGUACCUGCCAGUGCCAUCCUUAUGUUCUCUGGCGACUCACUCAAUAGCCCUCAAUCCCCGCCGGUGUAUCUCCAGGUUCACUCGAGUGACACCGGCGAUUGCCCACGACAGCAGAGUGUCAUAUAUGGCAGUAUUGCUCUCCCUGGUCGUGAUGGCCACCAUCUCCUCGAAUGCGCCGUGGGCCGCCUCCUUCGGGCAGAAGGUCCCCAAGCCAUAGCCCUCUGGUCCAUGCGGUACAGCCAGCUUGGUCGUCUCAGUAAUGACGGGUCGCUACCGUCUAUUCAAACGUGUUCGCCUCACGUGCUUGCUUUCCCACCGCCUAGUCUUGAUCUGGCGCUUGAGGAUGACAAUAUCGACAUUGUCAAACAGGCGUGGGUGAAGAUCGUAGGAGAUGAGGUCGCCCAUGAAGAUUUCAUGAUUUUUGACGAUCGUGAAGGCACCUCUGAUGAUUGA
Molecule: messenger RNA, 1599 nt
Organism: Penicillium macrosclerotiorum
Lineage: Eukaryota; Fungi; Ascomycota; Eurotiomycetes; Eurotiales; Aspergillaceae
Product: putative Rab geranylgeranyl transferase escort protein
Exons: 4
Coding region: 1-1599 (532 amino acids)
Biological process (GO): protein geranylgeranylation; small GTPase-mediated signal transduction; vesicle-mediated transport
Cellular component (GO): cytosol; Rab-protein geranylgeranyltransferase complex; nucleus
Molecular function (GO): GDP-dissociation inhibitor activity
Source: RefSeq, a predicted model, not a curated record